This is a messenger RNA of Sinocyclocheilus rhinocerous, 563 nucleotides long. Its product is annotated as ATP-binding cassette sub-family E member 1-like. Bases 129 to 470 code for a protein of 113 amino acids. The transcript has 4 exons. The record is from RefSeq and is a predicted model, not a curated record. NCBI's taxonomy places the organism in Eukaryota, Metazoa, Chordata, Actinopteri, Cypriniformes, Cyprinidae. Gene Ontology annotation, molecular function: ATP hydrolysis activity; ATP binding.
CCAUCCGCUCCCUCAUCUCUCCAGACAGGUACAUCAUUGUGGUGGAGCACGACUUGAGUGUACUGGAUUACCUGUCAGACUUCAUCUGCUGUCUGUAUGGUGUUCCCAGCGUUUACGGUGUGGUGACCAUGCCCUUCAGCGUCCGGGAAGGGAUCAAUAUUUUCUUGGAUGGCUUCGUGCCGACAGAGAACCUGCGCUUUAGGGAGACGUCUCUGGUGUUUAAAGUGGCUGAGACAGCCACUGAGGAGGAAGUGAAGAAAAUGUGCCGCUAUCAGUACCCCAACAUGAAGAAGUGCAUGGGCGAGUUCUCGCUCACCAUCACGGAAGGAGAGUUCACCGACUCCGAGAUCAUGGUCAUGCUGGGAGAGAACGGAACUGGGAAAACCACGUUCAUCAGAAUGCUUGCAGGAGGCCUCAAACCAGACACAGGAGGUGAAAAUCAGCACACACCAGUCCAGUAUUUAACAUAAUUCAGGAAAUUGCAAAUUAUUCAUCUAAAUCUAAUCCCAUUUUAUUGGAUUGUAAUAUUCUAUUCUAAGAAAGAAAAUAUAUUGUGUAUGUAC